CUGCACAACAAACGCAAUGUAAAAGAGAAAAAACCCACCCUGACCACCUUUCACCGAAAAGUGCAAGCACUCCAACACAUUCUUGACUUUAAAUUAAGCACAUUAUAUACUCUCAUUAAAGCAUAUAUUUUUUUUCCAAAAUCAUCUCUACUCCUUUAGUCUUGCGUGUGCUCAAGUGACUUUUACCUUACUCCAUCUUUUCUCUUUCUUUUCAUACAGAGAGUGGGGGGAAAUAGAGGGAUCACUUGGUUCUCUCAGGGAAUCUGUCAGCAGCAGAGGGAAAGAAACAAUGUAUUGGAUUGUGAAGAAAAGGAGAUAUUUGGGUUGUUGAAAACAGUUGGGUUUCUUGCUGAAUUUUCAGAGGGAACAGUGAAGCUGAAAUCUGAAUUUCCCUGGAUUUUGGGGAGAUGGGUGUUGUCACUGUUGCUGAAUUGAAGCCAAGCAUAUCAGGGAAGAGAUCUUUUCGGCCAAGCUCCAGCAUAAGGCAUGCCACUGAAUGGCCGAUUUCUGAUGUUUCCAGUGAUCUUACAUUUGAAGUUGGAGAAUCAAGCUUUGCACUUCACAAGUUUCCUUUAGUUUCUCGGAGUGGAAAGACUCGGAAGCUGUUGCUUGAUGUCAAAGAUUCAAAAAUUCCUCGCAUAACUCUGCCUUCUUUUCCUGGAGGACCAGAGGCAUUUGAGCUUGCUGCAAAAUUCUGUUACGGGAUACAUUUUGAGAUUACACUAUCAAAUGUUGCUAUGUUAAGAUGUGCAGCUCAUAUUCUGGAAAUGACAGAAGAGUUUGCAGAGAAGAACCUGGAAAAUCGAACUGAGGCUUAUUUGAAGGACAUGGUGCUUCCGAAUAUAUCAAAUUCAAUAUCUGUUCUCCACCAGUGUGAGAGCCUUCUGCCUGUAUCCGAAGAGAUCAAUCUGGUUAACAGGCUUAUCAAUGCAAUUGCAAAUAAUGCAUGCAAAGAGCAGCUCACCUCUGGUUUAUUGAAACUUGACCACAAUUUUCCAGGAAAAUCCAUGCCAAACAUGGAACCAGAAACACCCUCAGAUUGGUGGGGAAAGUCUCUCGCGGUGCUUAAUCUUGAUUUCUUCCAAAGAGUUCUUUCUGCUGUGAAAUCAAAAGGCCUAAAACAGGAUAUGAUCAGCAAAAUUCUGAUAAACUAUGCUCAUACUUCUCUUCAAGGACUUGUUGUGAGAGAUCCUCACUUGGUUAAAGGAAGUCUGCAGGAUUUGGAGCAGCAGAAGAAGCAAAGAGUCAUUGUUGAAGCAUUAAUAAGCUUACUUCCGACUCAAUCCAGGAAGAGUCCAGUACCAAUGGCGUUUCUCUCAAGUUUGCUGAAAAAUGCAAUAGCAUCCUCCGCAGCCACUUCUUGCAGAUCCGAUCUGGAGAGGCGGAUCGGCCUGCAACUCGACCAGGCAAUUCUUGAAGACAUCCUGAUUCCUUUGAAUUCACACGGGAACAGUCAUUCAAGCAUGUACGACACAGAUUCGAUCCUCAGGAUCUUCUCCAUAUUUCUGAAUCUUGAUGAAGACGACGAUGAAGAUAAUCCUUUGAGAGAUGAAAGCGAAAUGGUUUAUGAUUUUGACAGUCCUGGAUCUCCAAAACAGAGUUCAAUUCUCAAAGUAUCGAAAUUAUUGGAUAAUUACCUCGCAGAAGUGGCGUUAGAUCCAAAUUUGUUACCGUUGAAAUUCAUCGCACUUGCAGAAUUGCUUCCGGAUCAUGCUCGAAUCGUCAGCGACGGAUUAUACAGAGCUGUAGAUAUCUUCCUCAAGGUUCAUCCAAACAUAAAGGAUUCAGAACGUCACCGGCUGUGCAAAACGAUCGACUGUCAAAAACUAUCUCAAGAAGCGUGCAGCCACGCAGCACAGAACGAGCGGUUACCUGUACAGAUGGCGGUUCAGGUGUUGUACUUCGAGCAAAUCCGUCUUCGUAACGCGAUGAGCGGCGGCCACAACCAGUUCUUCUUCGGUGCGAUUAACGGUCAGUUUCCUCAGCGAUCGAGCAGCGGAGCGGGGAGCGGUGCAAUCUCUCCGAGAGACAACUACGCGUCGGUGAGGAGAGAGAACCGAGAGCUAAAGCUGGAAGUGGCGCGGAUGAGGAUGAGGCUAACGGAUCUGGAAAAAGACCACGUUUCAAUGAAACAGGAUCUGGUGCGCUCCCAUCCCGCCAACAAGCUAUUCAAAUCGUUCACUAAGAAACUAAGCAAGCUAAACGCCCUGUUCAGGCUCAACAACCUGAAGCCAAUUGGCGGCAAGGCGAACUCGGAUUCCCGAUUCCCGUUCCAGAAACGGCGGCGACACUCAGUUUCUUGAGCUCGUGAUGAUUUGACGGGGAUGGUCAUCUGUAAAGAGAUAGAGAGCGUGUGUGUGAUUUGUAUAGUAGUAAUGUGUAGUGUGAUAAUUAAUUAAUUUCCAUAGGUUAAUUCUUGAAUGUGGUUUUUAUUUCUGAUCACGUUUGAGUUGGGAGAUCACUACCUUGACAUUUUAUUAGGGGAGAAAGGCAAUUUGGUGAAAACUUGUAGUUCUAUAUGCUUGAGGAUUUGUGUGAUAUUCCAAAUGUAAGCAAGUUUUGGUUCGGUGAUCAAGUCACGCCCAUCAAUUAUUAC
Molecule: messenger RNA, 2596 nt
Organism: Rubroshorea leprosula
Lineage: Eukaryota; Viridiplantae; Streptophyta; Magnoliopsida; Malvales; Dipterocarpaceae
Source: the annotation of a GenBank genome assembly